AUGGUUUACGCCUCCCCUUGCGCUAUCGCUUUGGCAACUGAUAAACAACCCUUAGCAACGCAGACAUCCCUUGGCAACGUCACGUCAGUGCCAGCCGAUACGUUUUGGACAUCUUUUGGGAUCAAGGGAUUAAAUAUGGCUUCUGUUAGAAGACCAAUGAGCCAAACAAGGAAGUUCGAAGCGAAGGAAGUAUUGUUCCGGCAAAGAAAGCGGAUCAUCAAAUACCUGGUGCUGGGUUUCUUGAAGCAGGAGGGGUUCCUCCACACCGCGGAUACUUUUUGCACUGAAGCCUCGCUCACCAACGAUUACGAGCUGUGCGAUAACAUUGACCUGGAAAUCAUACUUCAGGAUUUCUGCAGCUACUACCUGAUGCGGUUCAACAAGCAACCUCAGUUCUGUCGCAAAGUGGACGAGCCCCGGCCGCCGCGGCGCCCAGCCACCAGGACCCACCGACCCCAGGUGAUGGAACAGGAACCUGAGGAGGAGCCUGCCCAGCCUCCCGUCUUCACUGUCACUAAGUUGUUGAAGGACAAUCCACCAGAUGACGCGGAAACAGCGAUUCCGGCAAUAGACAGAAAACCGUUGGCCAGUUUCAUGGUCACAAUGAGCCCGGAGAAGAAGCAGCUGGUAGAACUCCUGUUUCAGGACAUCAUAAAGCCGUCUGGAGUCCACUGGGACGAUGUCAAGGGCCUGGAGUCAGCCAAGAGUAUACUGAUGGAAUCUGUCGUUUAUCCUGUUAGGUACCCUGAUCUUUUCACUGGCCUGCUGGAGCCAUGGCGAGGGGUCCUACUCCACGGCCCACCGGGCACCGGAAAGACGAUGCUCGCCCGCGCCGUCGCCAGCGAGAGCCGCUGCACUUUCUUCAACGUCUCCUGUUCCACGGUGGUCAACAAGUGGCGCGGAGAGUCCGAGAAGAUAGUCAAGGUGCUUUUCGAAAUGGCUUUCUACUAUGCCCCGUCGAUAAUCUUCAUAGACGAAGUGGAAACCUUGGCAUCGGAGCGGUCCUCGAGCGGGGAGCACGAGGCUUCCAGGCGGCUGAAGUCACAACUCCUCACAGAGCUGGACGGCGUGAGGGAGAGGGAGGGGCUGGUGUUCCUUCUCGCCAACUCCAACAUGCCGUGGGAAAUAGACGCGGCGAUGCUACGCCGCUUGGAGAAGAGGAUAUACAUUCCGUUGCCGGACUCGAAGACGCGCGCCCAACUCUUCGAGACGUACCUGAACGCGCGGACGGUUGAGCUGUUCCCGAAGGUAGACUUUGAGCAGCUGGCGGCGAAGACGGAUGGCUACUCCGGCAGCGACGUGAAGCUCGCCUGCAAAGAGGCGCUGAUGAUGAACGUGAGGAAGAUGCUGCCAAACGUGAUGGCGAGGAGUCAGUCCGGCCGCAAGGAUCGCCUGGACUUGGCGGACAUUUUGGCAGCCAUAGAGAAGACCAAGCCGGUGUCCAAGAACCUCGCCAAGAGGCACCUCGACUGGCAGGAACAGAUGGGUUGUUCG
Iphiclides podalirius (scarce swallowtail) is the source of this 1494-nucleotide messenger RNA. Lineage: Eukaryota; Metazoa; Arthropoda; Insecta; Lepidoptera; Papilionidae. The record is from the annotation of a GenBank genome assembly.